Molecule: messenger RNA, 4020 nt
Organism: Danio rerio (zebrafish)
Lineage: Eukaryota; Metazoa; Chordata; Actinopteri; Cypriniformes; Danionidae
Source: RefSeq, a predicted model, not a curated record
UCUAACAGCUUCAACCACACACACACACACACACACUGGCAGAUACAUUCAAGUAGUUUUUUGCUCCACUUGCCUCCUUUAAUGACUUCAGCAUGGGUCUGCCAAUAUUUUUUAUUUUAGGAAUGGCUUCAAAACUUGCUCUCAGCAUGAAAAUGCAAGAUGAGGAGCCCAGAGACUUGGUUCUCAAACAAACGGUUAUAGGGAUAUUGGGAGAGGAGGUCUACCUGCAUUGUUUAUACACCGGACAAAGUCAAAUCCUGUUCUCCUCCUGGAACCGUCUGGAUUCAACAAUGAAAGCAAAGAAAAUGGCAGGCUACAACUAUAUGAAAGGUUUUAAACGAGAAAACUUCGACAUUCCAACAUCAGCUACUAACCUCACUGUGAGGAUAGACGUGGCAAGUCUUGAUCAAGAAGGGGAAUACACCUGUGUUUUUAACUCUGAAGAAGAUGAAACCAAGGGAGCAAUGACUCUCAGUGUUAUUGCUCGGCCUGAAAUUGACAUAACCGUGAAGGAGGAAGUUGUGAACAGGACCGUCUACCACGCUGUCACUUGUUCAGCCUUCAGUGCCAAGCCAGAGGCUGUGAUUAGAUGGGAGAUCGCUGGUGCCCUUCCAAGAGAUGACAUCUUCUCCACGAACACCACUAAUGCAAUUCAUCCCAAUGGCACAAACAGUUCUGUCAGCAUACUUCACUUCCCCCUGAUUAUGAAUAAUGAGAGCACAGUUACCUGUGUGGUAGAGCAUCCAGCGUUUACCGAGCCUAAAAGAGUCAGCAUUGAGGUUGACACAUUUGAUUCUCCUGUUGUGAGCAUGGAGACCGUCCUGAUCCAAGAAGGAGGAGAAGACUUUCAGGAGGUCAUCUGUAGAGCGACAGAUGGCAGACCACAUCCUAAUAUCACUUGGAAACUUCCUGAAUUUAGAAACACGUUGCUUUUACAGAGAGACAUCUCAGAAUCAGACUCGGUUGUCAGUUCAUAUCGGUUUCCAUCAGAUUCUUAUGAAGGAGAAAAUGUGUCUUGCAUUUUUGGCUACAUGUUUUUCCCUUUCACAAGCACUAGGACAAUCACCUUGCCUAUAUACUAUCUGUCCUAUAUUCAACUGAAGGACUUCGAUCAUGCUGUUAAUAGUGAGAAUCAGACGGUAUUGGUAUUUCAGGAGGGGGACUUCGACAUUUCAGUUGGAAUGGAUGUUAGAGGCAACGUACCAAGUUAUAAAAUGAUCUGUUCAAGGGAAGACCAACCACUGCCUGAGGAUGUAGAUGUGGUUGGCAACAAUAUCUUUAUCCGAAGACCUGUAGAUGUGCAUCUUGCUGGAGAGUAUUUGUGUCAGGCUUCAUACCGAAAACAUCGAGUUUCCCUGAGGUUCACAAUUGAAGUAAAUCCAAAAGUCAUGUUGCCAGUGACAUUUCCUCCAAAUAUCAGUGUGGAUUUGGUAGAAAAAUCUGAUCACAUUCGCAUUGAGUGUUUGGCUUCCAAUGCAAUUCCUGCAGCAAGCGUGUCCUGGGUUCUUCCCCAAGAGAUCAACAGUACUGUUCAGUCUGACGUCACAUCCUUUAAUGGAUCCUUUUCUGUCAGAAGUGUGUUGAAUGUGCCUACAUGCUUGACCCGUGAAUAUGUCAUUGAGUGUGUAGUCAACCAUACUGUCUUCAUGGAACAAGAGAGCCGGCAGAUUGCUCUUCCUGUGUGUGCUCCACCCAAUAUUACCCUGCAGUGCAGUACUGAAUGGGACAGUGGUGUUGCAUACGUUCAGUUGGUGUGUUCAGUGCAGAGCCAGACUCCAGUAGUGGCCAUUAGCUGGGCUGCACAGUGCCUUGGCAAUGACAUCAGCUCCAGUCAGUUUGAAAUGAGUCAAACCCAGUUUCAGCCAAGUCAUAUGAUUGCUGCUCAGAGCGUGGCACGUAUUCCUAUUUACACUCAUGGCGGAUGCAGCGUGACCUGUUCGAUCGAGCUUCAGGGGUUAGAGAAACCAGAGAACAAAAGCAUUGUCCUCCCAUCCUUAGGGCCGUCUGCAAUCCUUGCAUUUGUGGCUGAAGAGAGAUACACUCAUAUCUGGCAUGCAGUGUGUGGGUACAGCGGUUAUGGAGUCAUACCCAACAUCUCCUGGAUCCUUCCUGAAAACGAUGCUGCAGUUCAAGCAAUCACUGAGUACAAGUACGAUGGAAUUAAAGUAGAAGUCAAUUCGACUUACGAAUUUCAGCUCAACCAGUUCGAGGGGAAGGAUUUGAUCUGUGUGGUCCAGAGAGAGCUCGACUGGGAAGAGAGACGGACAAUACAAGUUCCAAAAUUCUAUAUCUCAUCUGUUGAGGUUUUAAACAAAACCACAGUUGAUCGCAGAAGUCACGGCCAGCGUGAGCAUCGAGUAGAGCUGCAAGAAAACCUCUCCAAUCAGAAGAUACUUCUUCAAGCCCAUGGCAAUGCAACAUCUUACUGGACAAUAUGUUACAGAGAGGACGGCUCAGCAGCACACACAGUCGGCAUGGCAUUGGUUUUUACAGCCCCAGCAUCCGAACUGGACACAGGACUGUACAUAUGCCAUGUCUCGUAUCAUCACCACAUGGCCAAAGUCUUCCUUCGUGUGGAUGUAACAAGUGAAGAGACUCAACACCUAAUAUUCAUCACUAUCUGCUUCACGACGGCUGCUGCCAUCUCCAUCAUCUUGAUCAUCCUUUUGUUUGUCGUCUGCAAAUGUGGGAACAGUCACUCUUCACAACAGAAAACCAGGAUGGAUCGUGAGUCUCUGUCCGCUCUGAUGCAGGACCCUCGCUGCUCAGAGAGGGCGCUUCUUCAAGGCCAGGCCGGCCAAUAUGCUGAGCUCACCCACUAUUCCAUUGUUUUUGAUGCCAAAAGCACCGUGUGAUGCACCUGUUUGUUUUUCCAGGGUAACAUUUAAGUUUUUAGAGUGUUUUGGAGUUCAUGCCAUCUUGAAGGCACACGAUGUAAAAGAAAAUAUCAUCAAUUUUAGUUAAAGUGAUCAUGUGAAUGAAGCAUUUAUUAGUGAUGAAGAGAGGGAAUUAUUGGCAAUGGUGAUAUUAGUGGUCACAUGCUGUCUUUUAUACAUAGUGUGAAGAGCGCCUGAUUGUUUAACAGCAGUUCAACAAACUGAAUAUUGAGCGAGCUACAUUUUAGAUACAAUAUUGUUUUUAUUUUGUUUUGUAGACGAAAAUAGAUUCUGAGCUGAACAUUUGUGCAUUUGUCUGCUAUACUGUCGUUUUACUUCUGAAUUAAUGUUGUUUUUGAAUGAACUAUAUAAGUCAGUGAUUCAGUGCUUCAUUUCUAAAAGAAUCAGAUGCUUUGAAUGAAUCAUUUUAAGGAAUGAUUUAACAAAUGAUUCUAUAAACGGUUUGUUCAACCCAAAAUGAAAAUUCUGUUAUUAAUUACUCACCCUCAUGUUGUUCCAAUCCCCAAGACUUUCAUUUACCUUCAAAUCACAAAUUAAGACAUUUUGGAUGACAUUUUAGAGCUCUCUAACCUCCAUAGACAGCAAGGGUCCGAGACACUCAAAGUGCAGAAAAGCAACCAAAACAUCUUCAGCGGUUCAACAGAAAUCAUAUGAAGCUCCACGAAAACUUUUGUGCACAAAAAAUGACUACUACUUGAUUAAUACAGGUAAAAUUAAGUACUUAAGUCAAAUACUCGCAUUGGCAAACGAAGUCAUUUUUACAGGUUUUAGGUACACAAAAUAUACAGGACUUGUAUAUGGAGGGGAGAGCCAGAGACAUCUUGAAUUUCAUCUAAAAUAUGUUCAUUUGUGUUCUGUAGAUGAGCUAAGGGGAUUAAAUGAAAAAGAAGAACUGCGUCUAAAACCACAGUCUCCAGUAUGUAAUCACUGAAAGCAUAUGUUGGGUAUAAUAUGUAAGUGUGUAGUAUGAAUGUAAUCAGGACGUGCUAAAGUCACCAUGUAGUUAUCCUGGUACUUUUAAAUUCAGACGUACCGCUAUAUAUGCAGUGGAGAAAAUAAGUAUUGAAUACAUCACCAUUUUUCUCAGAAAACAUAUUUCUAAAAGUGCUAUCGACUUGAAAUU